AUGGCUCAAAUAUUGGUUCGUAACGGAAUACAAGCCGUGGGGGAAGGCCUGACAAGUGUAGUUAUUGUUGGCAAGAAAAGUGUAUUGCAAGCAGUUUCGUUUGAAGGAAGAUUCCAAGAAGUUGCACAAAAGUUCGUAGGAGACAGCUCAUCGUGGACCUCAAUGGUCUCUCGUAUCAACUCAUCGGGACGUCUUCCACUACAUUACGAACUAGCUCAUCUGAUUGCUGUGCCAGACACUGCUUCUCGCGGAAAUACUCCAACCAACUCGCAUGCUCUAUUCAGAGAUAUGAGAUCUGUUAGCUACCCAAGCGACGUCCAGAAUGUGCAUGUUGUUCUUUUCGCCGAAUACUCGGAUGUGCUCGCUCAUGUGGCCGCUAUUGCUCGGACUUUCUGCAAGUUCUCGAUGAAAACGUCUGCGACAGAGGCCCGUUCACUGAAUGUCAACAUUGAUGUCGUUUGCGAUCAGUUCACCAGCCAAGAUGCUCAUUUCCUGACUGACCUCUCCGAAUCCGUUCGCGAAACCGCUCGUCUGAUCGACACUCCUGCUAACAUCUUGACGACUGAUGCGCUUGUUGAAGAAGCUGUUAAAGUUGGCCACGCUGUUGGAGCAACUGUAUCAGUCAUUCGUGGAGAGGACCUUCUUACCGGAGGCUUCGGAGGAAUCUAUCACGUUGGAAAGGCUGGUCCAACACCUCCAGCGUUUGUAGUAUUGUCUCAUGAAGUUGCUGGCUCCACCGAGAGCAUUGCUCUUGUCGGAAAAGGAGUCGUUUACGAUACUGGUGGUCUUCAAAUCAAGACCAAGACUGGAAUGCCAAACAUGAAGAGAGACAUGGGCGGUGCCGCUGGAAUGCUCGAAACUUUCUCUGCUUUGGUUAAGAAUGGAUUCUCACAGACUCUUCAUGUCUGCCUCUGCAUUGUUGAAAACAAUGUCAGUCCGAUUGCAAACAAGCCGGAUGACAUUAUUCAAAUGUUGAGUGGGAAAACCGUCGAGAUUAACAACACCGAUGCUGAAGGUCGUUUGAUCCUUGCUGAUGGAGUUUUCUAUGCUAAGGAAAUUCUUAAUGCGACCACGAUCUUUGAUAUGGCUACACUGACGGGUGCUCAAGCUUGGCUUUCUGGGCGUAUGCAUGGAGCUGCUAUGACUAACGACGAGGAACUUGAGAAUGCGAUGGUCCGCGCCGGAAAAGCAUCUGGAGAUCUUGUCGCACCAAUGCUAUUUGCUCCUGAUCUCUUCUACGCUGAUCUGAAAUCGCCAAUCGCAGACAUGAGAAAUUCGAACCUUGGAAAGAUGGAAGGACCACCUUCAGCUGUUGCCGGUCUCUUCAUUGGCGCUCAUAUUAAUUUCGGAGAAGGACUUCGCUGGGUUCAUCUUGAUAUUGCUGCUCCAGCUGAAUGUGGAGAUCGUGGAACUGGCUAUGGUCCAGCUCUUUUCUCGAGCCUGCUUGGUAAAUACACCAAUGUACCCAUUCUGAAUCAGUAA
Caenorhabditis briggsae is the source of this 1482-nucleotide messenger RNA. It is a transcript of the gene Cbr-lap-1, whose product is annotated as Protein CBR-LAP-1. Gene Ontology annotation, cellular component: cytoplasm. Gene Ontology annotation, biological process: proteolysis. Gene Ontology annotation, molecular function: metalloaminopeptidase activity; manganese ion binding. The transcript has 6 exons. The record is from RefSeq and is a predicted model, not a curated record. The coding region runs from base 1 to 1482 and encodes 493 amino acids. Lineage: Eukaryota; Metazoa; Nematoda; Chromadorea; Rhabditida; Rhabditidae.